AUGGCUCCGCAACAUCCUAUCGAACCAUCAUCUCCUUUUCAGGAUGAUGAGAAUGCGGAAUUAUUUUCUGCAGUGUCAUCUGUGCUCAAGAAGGAGGAGUUACCUCGCCUUGGAAGCACCGUGCUGCGGCGCCGCAUGGGCUUGCAGGGCCCAUUCACAAGCACGAAACCUGCGGUCGGCGAGCCCAUGUACGGCUCUUUUCAUGUCAUCUUCCCUCUCAUCUUCGCGGACGGCCUUCGAUGGGCCGUAAAGAUCCCGAUCAAUGGCACAGCAGCAUCCUGGGACGCGGCAUCUGCUUCAGCUUUGGUCUCCGAGGCCAAGACGAUGCGCCUGCUCAAGCGAGAGACCACCAUUCCCUUACCUGACGUUCUGGACUUCUCCUCAACCGUUGAGAACCCUCUUCAAUGUCCUUAUAUCAUUCUGUCAUUUAUCGAUGGGAAGCCAUUAUACAACGUCUGGUUUUCAAAUCGACUCAAAGGCGACAACCCUGAAACCACCCAUCUACGCCGCGUUCGUGCCCUUGAAACUAUCGCCUCGGCAAUGCUACAGAUGAACAAAUUUUCUUUCCAGGCCUGGGGCUCUCCUCGCUUUGAUGAGGCCGGAGACAUCUCAGAUAUCGGGCCGCUGCGCACAGUAGAUGAGAAAGCGAUGCUCGAUCGAUGGUUCAUCCAUAAAGAUCCCGAUGAUAGCCCGAUAUACGUCCAAGUUCCUACAUCUGGCAACCCCUCUGCAUACUACUCUCACAUGCUUGAUCUCCACCCUGGCCAAAGUCCUUUCCUGAAGGGCGUUGAGUUGCUUCUUCGUCAACUUAUCAGCUGGAUCCCCGAGCCCGACGGGAUGGAUCCCUUCGUUCUCAACCACCCCGAUUACGAUAUUCAGAACUUCAUCGUCUCGGACGAAGGCGAACUCGUGGGGGUCAUUGACUGGGAUGGCGUUGCGGCCACGCCUCGUACUCUCGGCAAUGAACGAUAUCCCGGGUGGCUCACGCGCGACUGGGACCCAGCCAUGUACGGAUGGACAGAAGCUAUGGAGUCAGGAGAGGAGCCUGAAGGUGUCUGGGAAGACUCUCCUGAGACUCUGAGGCGCUAUCGUGUCAUCUACGACAAUAUAAUGGCAAGGAACCGUGCGGAGAGUGGCCACAGCCCCGGGCCUAAUUUCUGCCGAAUGUCCCUCGUAACAGACAAUCUCGCCAUCGCGGCAGACAACCCUCGGUGCCGAGAUGCGAUCCUACGGAAAAUGGUGCACGAAAUAUGGGUCGCAGCGGGAGAAGAUUCAGAGCCACAGUUCCUGGACCUGGUUGAAAUGUUUGCUGAUGAGGACGUGGACGUGGCUGUGUUGGAGACAUUGCGGCAUGGGUUUGCCGCUCUGCUGACCAAGGAGGGUUUAUAA
Messenger RNA from Thyridium curvatum, 1389 nucleotides. RefSeq lists its product as uncharacterized. Lineage: Eukaryota; Fungi; Ascomycota; Sordariomycetes; Thyridiales; Thyridiaceae. The transcript has a single exon. The coding region runs from base 1 to 1389 and encodes 462 amino acids. The record is from RefSeq and is a predicted model, not a curated record.